This is a messenger RNA of Striga hermonthica, 1163 nucleotides long. Lineage: Eukaryota; Viridiplantae; Streptophyta; Magnoliopsida; Lamiales; Orobanchaceae. The record is from the annotation of a GenBank genome assembly.
AUGGUAUUUCAGGAGUUCGAAGACGUACUGUCGCCGGCUUUUGAGGAAGAGGAAGAGCCUAUAGUGGAACUUUUUGAAGUAGGAGAAGGCCAUACCCGAGCUGAGACCACACUUGAGCUUAAGAAGCUGCCCAAGCACCUUAAGUAUGUUUUCUUGGAUGAUUCCCAUCAGAAGCCGGCGAUCAUCUAUGCUGAGGUCGACAGUGAAGAAGAAGAGGAGCUGAUAUCCAUGCUCAGAAAGAACCAGAAGGCAAUCGGGUGGAGCCUAGGAGACAUCAAGGGGAUUAGUCCCACUACUUGCAUGCACCGGAUUAUCUUGGAGGAUGGAGCCAAGCCUUUUCGGGAUAGCCAGCGAAGGCUAAACCCGAAUAUGAUGGAGGUAGUAAAGAAAAAGGUGCUGAAGUUAUUCUCCGAGGGAUUGAUAUAUCCGGUGGCGAGCAGUGAGUGGGUAAGCCCUAUUCAUGUGGUGCCGAAGAAGGGAGGCAUAACCGUGAUCGAAAACGACAAGAAGGAGUUGGUCCCCACUCGCAUCACUACCGGGUGGCGUAUGUGCAUCGACUACAGACGACUGAACGCUGUGACCAAGAAGGACCACUUUCCAUUGCCGUUUAUUGACCAAAUCCUUGAUCGUCUUUCGGGCCAUCAGUUCUACUGCUUUUUGGAUGGGCUCUCCGGCUAUUAUCAAAUUGCUUUGGGGAACGGGAAGGUAGCUUCGGGGAUGCUCGACCUCGGGGCCGGAAUUAAUCUUAUGCCCUUCUCGAUUUUUCAGAGGCUUGGCCUUGGGGAUUUGAGGCCGACUCACAUGUGCCUUCAGUUAGCAGACCGUUCCAUCAGGUACCCGAAGGGGAUAGUCGAGGAUGUUCUCGUGAAGGUAGGAAAGCUUAUCAUUCCAGUGGAUUUCGUCAUUCUAGACGUCGGGGAUGUGCACGAGAAUGGAAAGGAUCACACCAUCCUUCUCGGUAGACCUUUCAUGGCGACGACUAAUACCCUCAUUGACGUGAAGAAUGGUACUCUGAAUAUGACGGUUCUGGGGGAGUCGGUGUCUAUUUCUGUCCGAGAGGCCAUGUCUUCAUCUUUGGUAAAUUUCAUAGAAGAAUGUGCUUUUAUUGAUGUUGCUGACCCUUUUGUGGAUGAGAUGGUAUUUCAGGAGUUCGAAGACGUACU